Molecule: messenger RNA, 1031 nt
Organism: Heteronotia binoei (common prickly gecko)
Lineage: Eukaryota; Metazoa; Chordata; Lepidosauria; Squamata; Gekkonidae
Gene: TMDD1
Product: transmembrane and death domain 1
Exons: 1
Coding region: 141-989 (282 amino acids)
Biological process (GO): signal transduction
Molecular function (GO): protein binding
Source: RefSeq, a predicted model, not a curated record
GGAGCCCAGAGAGGGGGCUACAGGAACAGGGAACAAAGGGCCAGAGAGCCAGGCAGCAUGACUAGGCCAGUAGCAAGAGUGCUAAAUGCAAGAGAUUAGAGCAGAUCUUGAUCCAGGGCUCCAGUCCCAACUUCUCCACCAUGUUGGUGCUAAUGGAAGUCACUCUUCUCUUACUGGCCACACACACUUCCUAUAUAAAUAUGGCAGUUACUAGUCCAGAAGCCACCACACUAGACCACAUCUCCGAGCUCUUGAACCCAGAGGAAUGUCGUGAGUUCUACAUUCGGAUUGCUGUUACCCAAAAAGAUGUCAAAGAACCACUUGAGAAGGAUCCAUUCCCUCCAAGCCAAUGGCAAGAAAUCUCUAGCAUGGCCCAGUGCAAAGAAACCCUAAACCAUUGGCUGGAGAUGGAAAGAGGUACUGUUGAUUGGGAUCGGCUGGCCCGAGCUCUCCGGCAAAUUGGCCGUCCUGAUGUCUCCAGGGAGUUAAAGAAGAGCCUCAACAAGAACAGGAGCUUGGAACCCAAAUGGAAUGUGGAAGACAACCAAACCGUAGAAACAGUAAAGUCAGCUCUGCUCAUUCAAAACAAGGCACCCCAUCAGAGAAGGCGCCACAGCCCCAUCCACAAUAAUAGAAAGGGACUUCUGAAGGAGAUGGGCUGGGAUAUGAAAACUUUCUUUAUGCGGUUGUUCCCUGCACCUUGGCACAAACUGAACAUACAGGAGUGCAUUGGACCAGCCACCCGUGUAAUCCUUGUUAGUUUUCUCACAGGACUGAUCCUCUGGCUGGUUUCUGUAUAUUAUGUCAUUUGCUGGAACUUGGGACAAUGUCUAUUUGCCAGUGGAGUUCACUACAACACACCCUCCCCUCAGCAGAACAUGAAUUUCACUAUGAUUUUGAAUGACCAACUCAGUGAAUCUUCUUUGGAUGAAGGGGAGGAAGAUCCAGACACAUCAGGGGAUGAGCUAGCAACUGAUGUUGAAUUUUGACUCAAGGAAGGUGAAACACACAGUAAAGUUGAAUUCAUUAAA